AUGGUUCUCCGAAUUCGGCUGGCACGCUUCGGCAACGCACACAACCCCUUAUACAACAUUGUCGUUGCGCAGGCACGCUCUGCUCGCGGUUCUAAGCCUCUCGAGGUCAUUGGUACAUACAACCCUGUGCCGAAGCUUCCUACAAAUCUGUACGAUGACAACCCCAAUGCGCGCCCAUAUAAAGAUAUUGCGCUUGAUCGAUCACGCGCAAAGUACUGGCUGGGUGUCGGUGCGCAGCCUAGUGAUCCGGUCUGGAAGCUUAUGACAAUGGCUGGCCUGGUGGAACCGAAGCCCACUACUCACUCCAAGGUGUAA
This is a messenger RNA of Penicillium taxi, 315 nucleotides long. RefSeq names its product mitochondrial 37S ribosomal protein bS16m. Gene Ontology annotation, molecular function: structural constituent of ribosome. The record is from RefSeq and is a predicted model, not a curated record. NCBI's taxonomy places the organism in Eukaryota, Fungi, Ascomycota, Eurotiomycetes, Eurotiales, Aspergillaceae. The transcript is spliced from 3 exons. Gene Ontology annotation, cellular component: mitochondrial small ribosomal subunit; ribosome. Gene Ontology annotation, biological process: mitochondrial translation. Bases 1 to 315 code for a protein of 104 amino acids.